CCCCUCGCGCCCUCUCGCUUCGGCUCCGGGGCGUCCUCUCCUCCUGCCGCCCUUGGCCGAGACACCGGCCCCAGGCCCAGGCGCCGCCCCAGCCCGCCGCGGAGCCCCCGCUCUCGGGAGGUUUUCUGUAAAGGACUUCCCUGGCGCUUGUGCCUGCCUUCCCUUUCCCUGUUCCUGGUCACUUCCUUGUUCUGCUGUGGAAUUUUUUUUUUUUUUUUUUUUUUUCCUAACGUGCUGUACUGUCUUAUUCACAGGUGGACUUCUAAGCCUGACUUUCCGCCUGCUUAGCAGGAGGCAGGCAGGGUAAAAUACAGCAAAGGCUCCCCAAGACACGUUCCAAGAUGAGCUGGAGUUUUGCAUUUCGCAGCUGGAGGCAGAUCUUCGCUUCAAACCAACCCCAAAACAAGGCUUAAGGAAAUACUGUGUCAGUGCAUCUCACCCUUAAAUGCCAGUAGGUUUAUUUUUGUGAAGCUUGUUCCUCAUUGUUCAUGUUCCAAGAAGAAAUUACAUCAAAGAUAAAAUCCUAUAAAAAUACUUCUCAGAAGAUCAUAUCUUGGUCUAGUCAGUCCAAUUUGUAAAUAUAUGAAGACGUAUGUCCUGCUCCUACUGACGGCUAGUACCUAACAUUCAGAGGAAGGGUGUGGCUGCCCUUUGUAAGAUGCCUAAAUGAGUUUUUGCUGGUGCACCUGAGCAUGUAGCAGUGAUUAAUACGUGCCCACACACCAUGCUUAAGCAUCAGACCAUUUUGUUACACCUCUAUGUUGUGCUCAGUGCCUAGUGUCCAGCAGCAGCAGAGGAAGGGUAUUCCUGGAGGGGAGGCAGGAGCUGAGCACAGUGACAAGGCCAGCAGAGGCAAUCAAUGGCUUGGCCAGAAAAUGGCCUGUUGCACAGUACCUGACCCAGGAGAGCCAAACGGUACUGCUGAUGGUAACCAGACUCUGCCUGGAAUCCAGAUCACCAGAGAAGUCUGCAGUGAUGAGCCAGAUCCAAGCUCUAACCAGCAAUUCAAGGUCUGGAUCAAUGAGCAGAGGAGACACAGCACAUUCUCAAGGUCCUGUGCUCCUCUGAGACUCCUUUUGUGAAGAAGCGACAAGUGAUGAACCAUGUGUUUGGGGAUUACCGUCUCAAGAUGGCUGAGGAUCAAAAAAGCACGGAGAAAGCAGACGUGAAGCCUGGUGAUGUGAAAGUGCAGCAAAGCAAUGGGCAGGCUGCAGAUGAUGUGGUGUAUGGGAAGCAAUCUGACCAAAUCUCUGAGGCAAAGCCAGAGUGGUUCAUGUCAUCUGACAACAGCUUCCAAUUUGAUUUUACACUUUCUGAGACUGACCCAGAAGCAACUGGCACAGCUUUGGAAGCAGCCCCUGGUGUCAGUGGUACUGAGCUGAUACAAACCAGUGUAAAAGCCACUGAGCGGGAGAACUGGAAUGGAGCCUCUGGACAGGAACCCAAGUUUGCUUUCAACUUUGCCAUCCCACCUGAAGACUGUCCUCAGGCUCAGGUAGUUCCAGCAAGCCAACAUACAGAGCAUACAGCAGAUCAUAAAGUGCUGAGUAAUUCACUGCCUACUGAAUCAGCAGGCAUGCCACAGAUUUCAGCCUUGCAGAAGCCUCAGUUGACUCAAACUACAGGUAGUGCACCCAAAGAGGAUAGAAGCCAUGUCAUGUUAAAGAUCCCCCAACCAGAGACUGUUCCUGGAGAUAAGACAGUGGCAGAGGUAUCAACAACAGAUGGAGCUGCACAGAAGAAGAAAAAGAAGAAGAAACAAAAAACAUCUGUCAGUAAAAAGGAGAUAGGAGAAACUGAGAUCAACAGGAAGGCAAAGGCAGAAGCUAACAGAUGUCAAAAUAAAGAUACUUCCCCCCAGGAUGAAACCUCUCAGCAGUCAGAUGACCAGCUGUGGAAAGAGGUGGACUGGUGUGUGGAACAGCUGGAACUUGGCCUGAAGACACAGAAAUCCACUCCAAAGCAGGUUGAGGAGGCUCUCCGUGCAAUCAGAACAUUGCGCAAUGACAAGGCUCCACUGGUGAAGAAGCGUCAGCUUAUGCGGGCCAUGUUUGGGGACUACAGGAAGAAGAUGGAGGAGGAGUGGUGCAAAGAGCUGAAGCUCAUGGAAGCAGCUGUGAAAUCUGCCAGGAUCGUGGAAGUGAAGGGGAACAUCCUCAACAAGAACUGCCAGUUCUUCCGGAAGCGCUCAGCAGCUUGCAGGAAAAGCCAAGGUUCAGCAGGAUCCCCUUCAGAGUCACCCAGCACACUUAACACAGGCUUAUUCAAAUUCACAACUUCCCAAGAAGAGUUUUUCUUUAAUUUCUUGUAGGAAAGUCUUUUAAAAUAAAACUGUGGCUAAAAACUGUGCCAAAUCUCCUAUAAACCUAAGAAUGGUGGUAAGAUGCUGUGCAGCAAAAAGUGUUACGCAAGAAUCCCUGUGUAUUUUCUAAAGAAAGGAUCCUCUUUCAGAAUGCCUUAUUUAGAGGUUUAAAACAGAUCUACCUACCACACAUAUGACCCCAAGACUCGGCCUAUGUAGUACUCCUCUCUCCUCACACUGUAGAAAGGCACCUUUGCAAAAGAUCAGCACAGUCUGGAAGGAUCUGUUUUUCUUCCUAUAGAAUUGACAUUAACCUAAGAAUCUGUCUUUUAUACUGGGAGAUUUUCCCAUUCUCUACUGCUUUUAAAUAGAGGAGACCUUUUAUAGCAGGUGAGGCAGCGUGCAUAUGGAAGGGAAUGGUUUGUAAUGAAGAUCCAGCUUCUGUGGAGAUCCAGAAGCGUAAGCACACUGGGUAGUUGGAUGCUUCUGCUCCACGUGAGUCUGUGUGAAUGCAUCUUCCGGUAUUCAGAAAGCACUGGGCAGUGUGUCAUCACUGCCAUCUAGAGAGUAUGAGUUCAGGAUCUUGGAGGAAGAUGAGUGAGAGCCAUCCUUGCUCAUCAUUUAACUGACAGGUAUAGAUUAAGAAUGUUGAUUUCAUCUAACCUAGGUAUGUAGGGACAGCUGUUUCCAGACAGGGAAAAAUUUUUGUUGCUGAAGCCAAGUUCUGGCCAGCCAGGAAGGAUGUACAAUCAGUUCUUAAAAAAAGAAGUUUACUUUGUAAGUAGCCGAGUUAUAGCCAUCAGUAACUCAGAGGAUAAAUCAGCUGCAUGCCAAACCCUGGGUGGCAGUGAAAUGAAGUGUGAGAGCCCAAAGACUCUUGCAUUUGAUUUGUAUUGAAUGCUUCCUGAAUGUGUGUCUCCAGUGUUUCGAUACUGCUUCAGCCACUGAACCAAUUUUCUAUGUUCAUAUAGAAAAUCUUCCCCACUAAGCCUAAAAAAGCUGAAGGAACAGAAGUCCUUUAAAAGGAAACAUGGUAUCAGGUGUCCCUAGGGUGCAGUGCUUUCCUUCCUUUUUAUAGUCAAGUCAUCCUCUAUGAAAAGUGAGAAAUGGGAGUGUAGGCAGAUUCCAGGAUGUACUGAGAGGAGCUGAGAGAUGAUGGAAAACAUUUGCUGGGAAAGACUUCAAAAAAAACGGUGUCCACUACAAAAAAAAAAAAAAAAAAUUAUUACUAAGCUCUGAUGCAGUCAGUUGCAUCUGUGAGGAUAUUUUUUUUUAAAUAUUUCAAAGAAUGCUUGUCUAGCCAUAAGGAGAAACUAAACCUGGGUGACAUACCUGAUGAGGAGAAAUACAUGUAAGUGUCUUGGAAAUCAAUAGGUUAAAACUGGAAAUCAGUAGGUUAGUAGAUUAUUAUUUUACUUGCCAAGGAGCACUGCUGUUACUUUGACUGAAUGGAACAACAUGCAAUACUUCUUGGAUUUCUGGGAUAUUAUAUGAAACAUACAAAAGCUGUGUAGUUGUCAAACUUUUAGUGUUUUCAUGCCAUUUACCAAGAUUAAAGAGCAUCUUGUAUGUGA
This is a messenger RNA of Tyto alba (common barn owl), 3876 nucleotides long. RefSeq lists its product as uncharacterized. The transcript is spliced from 8 exons. The coding region runs from base 1097 to 2311 and encodes 404 amino acids. The record is from RefSeq and is a predicted model, not a curated record. Lineage: Eukaryota; Metazoa; Chordata; Aves; Strigiformes; Tytonidae.